AGAUCCUCAGCGGCAAGAUAGUCUCCGCACAAGUGAGAGAGAGACUAAAGCAGCAAGUUGCUGAAAUGAAAGAGAAAUUUCCAGGCUUCAGACCAGGACUCGCAAUUUUGCAGGUUGGAAAUCGGGAUGAUUCGAACCUCUACAUUAACAUGAAGCUGAAGGCUGCUGCUGAGAUUGGGAUCAGUGCCAAUCACAUAAAACUGCCAAACACAGCAACAGAAGCUGAGGUCCUCAAGUGCAUUACUUCUUUGAAUGGAGACCCUGCUGUUCAUGGCUUCAUAGUGCAGCUGCCACUUGACUCUGAUAAACCCAUCAACACAGAAAAAAUAACCAAUGCUGUUUCACCUGAGAAGGACGUAGAUGGCUUAAGUAGUAUCAAUGCCGGGAAACUGUCAAGAGGGGACCUUGGAGACUGCUUUAUUCCCUGUACGCCAAAAGGAUGCAUGGAACUUAUUAGGCAGACAGGCAUCCAGGUUGCAGGAAAAAGAGCUGUAGUGGUUGGUCGCAGUAAGAUUGUUGGUGCUCCCAUGCAUGACCUGCUGCUCUGGAAUCACGCGACGGUAACCACUUGCCAUUCAAAGACCUCGACACUGGCUGAGGAGGUUGGUAAAGCUGAUAUCCUGGUGGUUGCAGCUGGUAAAGCUGAAAUGGUAAAAGGUGAAUGGAUCAAACCUGGUGCAAUCGUAAUUGACUGUGGAAUUAACCAUGUGCCAGAUAGCACAAAAGCCAGUGGAAAAAGAGUUGUAGGAGAUGUGGCGUACAGUACAGCAAAGGAAAAAGCUUCCUACAUCACCCCAGUUCCUGGUGGCGUUGGGCCUAUGACUGUGGCCAUGUUAAUGCAGAGCACAGUGGAGAGUGCACAGCGUUUUCUGGAGAAGUUCCAGCCUGGAAAAUGGAACAUCCAGUAUAACCAGCUUACCCUAAAGAUGCCUGUUCCAAGUGAUAUUGAAAUCUCGCAGUCUUGCAUUCCCAAGCCCAUUGAUCAAGUUGCAAAAGAAGUUGGCCUGCUCCCUGAUGAGGUGGAGCUCUACGGCCAAACUAAAGCCAAGGUUCAUCUGUCAGUUCUGAAACGGCUGAAGAACCAGACAGAUGGCAAAUACGUUGUUGUUACUGGGAUAACUCCUACUCCCCUGGGAGAAGGGAAGAGCACCACCACUGUUGGUCUUGUUCAAGCCUUAGGAGCACACCUUCACCAGAACGUCUUUGCCUGUGUUCGUCAGCCUUCUCAGGGGCCAACCUUUGGUAUAAAAGGUGGAGCUGCAGGUGGUGGCUAUUGUCAAGUUAUCCCUAUGGAAGAGUUUAACCUUCACCUCACUGGUGACAUCCAUGCUAUCACUGCAGCCAACAACCUGGUCGCUGCUGCUAUCGACGCACGUAUAUUCCAUGAAUUAAGUCAGACUGACCAGGCUCUCUACAACCGUUUGGUGCCUUCUGUCAAUGGUGUUAGGAAGUUCUCAGACAUUCAGAUCAGAAGACUACAAAAAUUGGGCAUUAACAAAACCGAUCCUGCGGCUUUGACAAAGGAAGAAGUAAACUUAUUUGUGAGAUUGGACAUUGACCCAGGCACCAUCACAUGGCAAAGAGUACUGGAUACAAAUGACAGAUUCCUUAGGAAAAUCACUAUUGGACAGUCUCCAACAGAAAAAGGCUUCUCACGAACGGCUCAGUUUGACAUCACAGUGAGCAGUGAAAUCAUGGCAGUUCUAGCACUCUCUGACGGGCUGGAUGAUAUGAAAAAGCGACUGGGCAGAAUGGUAGUAGCUUCCAGCAAGAGAGGAGAACCAGUUACAACAGAUGACCUUGGAGUGACUGGUGCUCUGGCUGUCUUGAUGAGAGAUGCUGUUAAACCAAACCUCAUGCAGACACUAGAGGGAACACCAGUGUUUGUUCAUGCUGGACCUUUUGCCAAUAUUGCACAUGGAAAUUCUUCAGUGUUGGCAGACAAAAUAGCACUGAAGCUUGUGGGUAAAGAGGGUUUUGUUGUUACAGAGGCAGGAUUUGGUGCAGACAUAGGCAUGGAGAAAUUCUUUAAUAUUAAGUGCCGCUAUUCUGGUCUCCGGCCCCAUGUGGUGGUGUUGGUUGCUACUGUUCGAGCUCUGAAAAUGCAUGGAGGAGGGCCUGCAGUCACAGCUGGGGUACCUUUACCGAAGGAGUACAUGGAAGAGAAUCUUCAGCUGUUGGCAAAAGGCUGUAGUAACCUAAACAAGCAAAUCCAAAAUGCACGGAUGUUUGGUGUCCCAGUAGUAGUGGCUGUCAAUGCUUUCAAAACAGAUACAAAGGCUGAACUGGCUCUUGUAGUACAACUGGCAAAGGAAGCGGGAGCGUUCGACGCUGUGGAGUGCACACACUGGGCAGAGGGAGGUAAAGGGGCGGUUGCACUGGCCCAAGCUGUUCUGAGAGCAUCACAGACACCCAGCAACUUCAGGUUCCUCUAUAAUGUGGAGCUCCCUGUUAUAGAUAAGAUCAGGCUCAUUGCACAGCAGAUCUAUGGGGCAAGUGACAUUGAGCUACUUCCAGAAGCAGAGGAGAAAGUCGCCUUGUACACUAAGCAAGGAUUUGGAAACCUGCCAAUCUGCAUGGCUAAAACUCACUUGUCAUUGUCGCAUGACCCUGAACAAAAAGGAGCACCUACAGGUUUUGUUCUGCCAAUCCGAGACAUUCGGGCCAGUGUUGGUGCUGGAUUCCUGUAUCCGCUAGUAGGAACGAUGAGCACUAUGCCAGGACUUCCCACAAGACCCUGUUUCUACGAUAUAGACUUGGACCCAGUGUCAGGAGCAGUAAAUGGGCUCUUUUGAAAGGAAUUAUUAACCAAAGCUCUGAGAACACCUGAUGAGUCAUGUAGACAGAACCAUGCCCUGAUUUUUUUUUUAAGUCAAAACAAGAUAUGACUGAGAACAUAGUGCAAGAAGUGACUGGAAGGAGGAGUGCUAAAGAAUCAACCACUUAGUUUUAACCUGUAGUAAUUUUUAAACUGCUGUGUUCUGAGCUAGGUGAUGCUGAGCACAUAAAGCAUACUGCCUGUACAAACCUCCUGCUUGAUCAUUGUAGGUGAAGCAGAACACAGAAGCUGCGGUUUAGUGACCUCUUUUGAUUCAGUUACAUGAUUUUAAUAAUUAAAAUCCUAAAGCUGGAGCUGUUUGAAACAGUCUUGGGACUUAAUUGUCUUAACCAUAGGGUUUUUGUAGCAUAUAUUA
This is a messenger RNA of Pterocles gutturalis (yellow-throated sandgrouse), 3194 nucleotides long. RefSeq names its product methylenetetrahydrofolate dehydrogenase (NADP+ dependent) 1, methenyltetrahydrofolate cyclohydrolase, formyltetrahydrofolate synthetase (gene MTHFD1). The coding region runs from base 66 to 2795 and encodes 909 amino acids. Gene Ontology annotation, molecular function: ATP binding; formate-tetrahydrofolate ligase activity; methylenetetrahydrofolate dehydrogenase (NADP+) activity. Gene Ontology annotation, cellular component: cytosol. Lineage: Eukaryota; Metazoa; Chordata; Aves; Pterocliformes; Pteroclidae. The transcript has 28 exons. Gene Ontology annotation, biological process: tetrahydrofolate interconversion. The record is from RefSeq and is a predicted model, not a curated record.